AUGGUCAGCUCCUGUUGUGGCUCUGUCUGCUCUGAGGAGGGCUGUGGCCAAGGCUGCUGCCAGCCCAGCUGCUGCCAGACCACCUGCUGCAGGCCCACCUGCUGUGUGUCCAGCUGCUGCCGCCCAUGCUGUAGCAGUUCCAGCUGUUGUGGGUCCAGCUGUUGCCGCCCCAGCUGCUGCAUUUCCAGCUGCUGCAGGCCUUCCUGCUGCCGCCCCAGCUGCUGUGUGUCCAGCUGCUGCAGACCCUCUUGCUGCACCUCCAGCUGUUGCCGCCCAUGCUGUAGUAGUUCCAGCUGUUGUGGAUCCAGCUGCUGCUGCCCCAGCUGCUGCAUUUCCAGCUGCUGCAGGCCUUCCUGCUGCCGCCCUAGCUGCUGCGUGUCCAGCUGCUGCAGACCUCAGUGCUGCAUUUCCAGUUGCUGUCGCCCCACCUGCUGCCAGACCACCUGCUGCCGCCCAGCAUGCUCUAGUGGUUCUUGCUGCUGA
Messenger RNA from Alexandromys fortis (reed vole), 483 nucleotides. Its product is annotated as keratin-associated protein 4-3-like. The transcript has a single exon. The record is from RefSeq and is a predicted model, not a curated record. Lineage: Eukaryota; Metazoa; Chordata; Mammalia; Rodentia; Cricetidae. Bases 1 to 483 code for a protein of 160 amino acids. Gene Ontology annotation, cellular component: keratin filament.